AUGAGGUGUAUUCUGUCCACUCCUACUAAGACAGAUGACUGGAGGCACACUAGCCGUUUUCAAGCCUAUUACAAAUGUGGGGAUGCUGUGUGCAAAGUUGUCAUUGAUGGUGGCAGUUCCAUGAAUGUCGUAUCCAAAUUUGCUAUAUCAAGAAUGAAGCUCAAACCUGAACCACACCCACAACCAUAUAGAGUAGCUUGGGUAGAUAAGACUUCUUUACCCAUAACUGAGAGGUGUUUGGUUCCCAUCCAAAUGGGUGAUUAUUUAGAAAAGAUCUGGUGCGAUGUUCUGCCUAUGGAUGUUGCUCAUGUCUUGCUAGGGCAUCCAUGGUUAUAUGAUAUGAAUGUUACCCAUUAUGGUCGAUCAAAUACAUACAUCAUCAAGCACAAUGGCAAAUCUAUUCUUGUGAAACUAGCCAAACCAUCUAAGAAGGAUAAAUCUAAAAAGAAUUUGAAAGGGAAGGCAGAGUCAGGUUUAGUUUUAUUUGUUGUGGCCAAAGAAGAUGCUAGGGUUGCUUCUGUAGAAUCAACUAUAAAUUCACCUGAGAUUGCAACCCUAUUGAAAGAACUCCAGGAUGUGGCCCCAGAAGAAUUGCCAAGUGAAUUACCACCCUUGAGGGACAUUAAACUUGCCAUUGACUUGGUCCCGAGAUCUCAAUUGCCUAACCUCCCGCAUUAUAGGAUGAUCCCUAAGGAGCAUGCUGAAUUGCAACAAGUGGAUGAACUUUUAGAAAGAGGUUUUAUUCAUGAGAGUUUAAGUCCUUGUGCUGUUGCCAGCCUUAUUAACUCCUAA
Nelumbo nucifera (sacred lotus) is the source of this 792-nucleotide messenger RNA. RefSeq lists its product as uncharacterized. The record is from RefSeq and is a predicted model, not a curated record. Lineage: Eukaryota; Viridiplantae; Streptophyta; Magnoliopsida; Proteales; Nelumbonaceae.